AUGGCUUCGCCCAAAGGUUCCAGUUCUCCACGGCGACAGAGUUUGUUCGAUGUGGCGUCGGAUCUAAUUGCAUCGUUCCGAGACAGGCAGCCAUUGGGUGGUGACAUAACAGUGGAGCAACAUGGCGACACAGGAGUGGCAACAGUUACUGAACAUGUCGUGGAUGAAGGGGGUGUUGAAGAAGAUCACAGUGAGGAGAAGAUUGAAGACAAUGACACUGCUUUGAAUGAGACGCUUACGACUGGUGAAGACCAAAAAAGUGAUUCAUACGAUAGCGAUGAUGACUCGGAGGACGACAGCAACGAUGGUGACUCUAGGACUGAAGACAGUGCUGAGGAUGAAGAGAGUCGAGAUGAAUUCGAGUCGAAGGAACCAAUUGGGACGAGUCAAAUCGAUCCAAUGAUUCUCGAGACUGAGCAGGGCCAGGCAGUAGACACCAGUGAAGAGAGCGAUGGGAGUGGUGUUAGUAGCAGCGAGAGCAGUAAUUCCGUUCAAGCUAACCCCAGCACCGAUGUCAGUGGGCACCAAGGUGUCAGUUAUGAGCAAGGCGAGUCUCCACGUAAGACAAAUCUCUUUGCUCAGGCUGUGUCCAGUGUGGUGGCAACACUUCUUGAGCGACGAUCAUCGCUCACAUCUACCCCGGUGACUAGUGGUGCGAAUGGGAAUGGUUCGGAGAUGAAGGCUGGUGAGCAUAGUCAAAGUAUUGGUAUCGGUCGACACGACAGCGGUGCUGGCGAAGUCGUGGGUGAAGCUCUUGAGUUGACCUCCAGCGCUAUGACGAGUAGUCUUGAUUUGGUCGCUGAAGAUGAAUUGGUUCGAGUGGACUACCAGACAGCGGCCACAGUUCAUGAAAACCUGAGACACAGUGAAACUCACGUCGAAGACACAGACAACAGCCGAGACCACGACGCAGCUUCCGUGACUAGGAGUGCUGAACACGUUUUGGCUCUCAAGGAUGAAGACGCAGAUCACGUCACCAUAUCUAUUCAGGACUCUCCCAAGCCACGAUUCAAGAAAGCAAACAGCAAGGCGACGGGGCUCACAGCCCUCCCUCCCGUUGGAGAAACAGCCAAAGCCGUCAAAACCGUCGGUACAGCACUGUUGGACGUUCUACGCUUUUUGCCUGUUACCAAGAUGACGAAAGAGUGUCUGGUGAAGCUCAAAAGUCAAACUGCAACGAAGGAAGCAUUGGAUUCAUCGAUUUUACAGGAUCUUCGAGAUCUAGGGGAAAUUCUAGGAGGAAAGCCAGUGCCUCGACUCUCUCUUCAGUGUUACGAAGCUAUCGAGAGCAUGAAAAACGAGGGUAAGAUGCUGUCAAUGGAUCAUAUCGUAGAGAUUCGAGACUCUCAUGCACUCGAGUUUUGUGCCAAACCUCCUCAAGAAUAUGAAAGCUAUGGUGUACCUGGCCUUAAACUGGAUGAGAUAAAAAUCUAUAAAGAAACCAAGCUGGCAGAGCUACGGGCAGCAGUUGCCUCGUGUAAUCUGACUACGCUGGAGCAUGCCCCGAUUCCAGAGCUGCUUGCUCUCUGGUCACUGGUGCACAGCUCAGUUAGCAGUAAGAUCUCUGCGAACGUCGCACAGCAAGUUGCAGUGGAGGUUAAACAGCCGAUGCAGCAAAAACUGGGAAACAAAACAGGAUCGUUGCGGUUUGUUGGAGGCGAAGUCGUUGCCGAGCAAGACGUUCAAGCUGGUGGCGAUGAAGAUCUAAUCGAUACGUCGGAUGCGGCUGCUCUCGCCAACAGAAUUGCUCGCAACGGUCUCGUUGGGAUGAAAGACAAGCUGGCGAUGAGUCGAUUACAGGUUGAUACCAUGCUUCAAUCAUUCCGGGAACAACGCCAGAUGCUUGUUGGAGGAGUCAUCGCAGGGAUUAUCGCAAGAUUCCCCCCCUUGCUUCGCAUAGAAAUCGUUCGUGAUUUUUUCCAGAUCGCUGGUUUGUUCUUUGACGGUUUGUACGACCCCGUUCUUGAGUUCUUCCGUGAUUACCAUCCUCCAGGUUGGAUUCUGCUUAUGAUCACGUGGCUGAGAAAAGUGUAUAACGUCAUCGCAUUGGAUGCGUCAAAACUAUUACGCAACCUCAGUAAAGAACUGGGUACAGCCAUUCUCUUGAGCUGCAUCCUAUUAAUCCACUUCGCGUUUCUGAUUAUGGUGAUCAGGUUUUGGUGGAAGAUGCCUCGCAUGGCUGAUAAAGUUCGCCACGGCCAUGAAGCUACAACUUGGGCUUCCUAUGCUUCGCAAAAUGCACGCACAACCAAGUUAACCACCAUCUUCCUCACGGUUAUUCUGACGCUGUAUUUACCCCUCACUCAGUUGGCGUUCAACGUACUCGUUGUAACGCACGACAAGCAUGACCACAGCUCGGCGGAGAAAGUCGGCUUCAUGCACAGGUACCGAGAUGGCCCCCUCUGGUUUUUCUUCCCUCUCGAAGCCAUUUUUCUUCUGCUGACGUUCACUUUGGGGUUACCGAUUCUGCUGAUAUGGUCGAUUUGGAAAAAUCGUCCUAAUGGAUCGCUCGAAGACGAGGACUAUACGUACGAUUUGGAUGGUGAGGAGGUUCCCUUCGACGAUAAAGUUUACACUGAGCUAGUGUCGAGCGAUCCCAGCCAGCUUGGGUGCCCAUUUAGAUCGCUAUACGCUGGUUUUGAACGAUCUUGGAGCAUCUACAAAGUGCUUCAAAUGAUCGCAAAGACAGUUCUGGCUUUGAUCGUGGUCGCUGCAGCGAAGUCCGUGAGAAUUAGUGGGUUGCUCAUUAGCAUUUGCUAUUUCUUCGUGGUGGGGCUAUCAAAGUACAGCCAGCCUUUCAUCGAUCCGGUUGACGAUCUAAUGGAGCUCAUUUCCAAAACCACGGCUCUGACUACUGCAGUCGGAGCAACUGCGGUUGCCUACGUAUCCGAAGUGGUGGAUACAUCUCCGAAUGCAGUAACGCAUGUCAAUCGCUUCAUGGGAUUUGUAGUUGUAGUUCACUGGGUCAAUAUGGUAGCUAUGCUUGUAGCGCUAGCGUUCGGAGUGAGUGCACUGCGCGUUCAACUCAAGAGACUGACCGGGUGGCUCUCGUUCAGUGAUACCUCACGAGGGAUUGACGACGGCCGAGCAAAAACCAUUAUUCCGUAUUGGGAUAUUGCAAAAGAAGCAAAGCAUCGUGUGUGGCAGGCGUUUUGGCGAGCUAUUCUUCUUGAGUUGGCUGUUCCUACAAGCAGCGACGACGUUAGCAAUCAGAAAUGGAAAGGCGGAGGCAGCAAGGACGUUAGCGUCAAAGGAACCGACCGACUUGCAUCAUUAGAAGAAGCUGUGGUUGCCUCUGGUUUGAAGCGCGUCGAGUCGCACUGGUUCGGGACAGAACAUGUGUACACAACGCAACUACGUCGCUUGGCCCGUGAAGCCCUUGAAGGUGUGGAUGUGUACUGGAAUAACCCAUUCGGAGCCCGAGAUGGUCACCUUGAUUCCGUUACUUGUUUUGGCAAAAUGUACGUUGUUCCGUACCCCUUCCACUGCGUUGUGGUGUAUGACGACGCAGAAGACGAGGCCAUUAUCAGAGACGACUGUGACAAGUUUUCGCCCUUGAAAAGCUACGAAAACUUAUCCAAGCUGCUGUUUCUAAACUUCACACCAGAUAUCAUGAAGAAGCGCGAGUUACGACAGAAGCUACGUGUGUUGAGUGAUACCAAGACGCAGAUUAUGUUUGUGUUUGAGCGCACUGAAAAAGUAUUUCUAUGGCCAAGGAUUCUCGAGUGGAAAAGGUGGAAAUGUAUUUGUAUUCCUGUGAUUCUGACACCGGGAUUCUACAAAUUCAAAUGCAAAUACAAAAAGGGAAUCAUUCGAGUGCAGUCCAACAGUGACAAAGCAGGGACGAUACUGCGGAUGUCCAAGAGUGGAGCGAUGCAGCGAGUCAGAAAAUGGCUGAGUGAGCAGAAGUGGCUACAAAAAUUGAAAAUCUGGAUCACUAAGGUGUCAUUUUUCCAGACUUUCUUCAAGCCAACUCAACCAAAUACCGAAAAAAAAAGCAGAACAAGGAUCAUGGCCGAUGGUUUCAACGUGACCAUGAAAUACAAGGACGGGACUGGAGUAGUCGAAAUCCCGGACUCGGACUACCGAAUUAAGGUGAAAGGUCCACGCAAGGCACUCAUGAAGGCUGAUCAUAUCGGCCUGAAGCCCACUAUGGAGGAAAGCGAGACGUUGAGUAUGAUUUUCAAAGCCACAGAAAGUGUGUGGAAGUCUGGUCUCAAGGAGCUUCGUGAAAAACAUCGGAAGUAUCGUCACGAACUCAUUGCGAAACAUGAGAACGAAAAUGCAGCUUUGAGCGACACUUUCUGGUUUUUUGUUUACUAUAAUCCCCAUCUCGCUCGGAAUAAACUGGAAACAUAUCUCCGCGAACACGAGACGAAUCCGCUACUACAAAAUCUUCCGAAAAAACACAAGCUGGCGUUGGAUGCGCUGUAUCUUCGUCAAAAGUGGGUCUACUUGAACCCAAGACAGACGUGUUGGUACGUCUUCUGGGACGACGUGUAUGCUCGCAAUUCUGGUAUGAAGAAAUACUUGAAGCGUGAGGACUUUGACCCGCUGUUGCCAACCUCUAUCUGCUACAUGCCACCAAUGGAGAAGAAAGAUCUGGAGAAUUGGCUGGCUCAACGUAAGCUUCUCGGUCGCUGGAAAUCGUUUCAUCCAGAUUUGAUUAACAUGCUUUAUGACAAGAUGUCUGCGUACGAGAAGAAACUAAAGGAAGACCGUAAACAGUUGAUGAAGAGGCUACUGGUUCAGUCUAUCAGACGACUUGAUGAAAAAUAG
Messenger RNA from Phytophthora nicotianae INRA-310, 4779 nucleotides. RefSeq lists its product as hypothetical. Lineage: Eukaryota; Oomycota; Peronosporomycetes; Peronosporales; Peronosporaceae. The transcript has a single exon. The coding region runs from base 1 to 4779 and encodes 1592 amino acids. The record is from RefSeq and is a predicted model, not a curated record.